AUGGCCGUUAAAUCUCAACCAACAAAGGAAACAAGCAAAGACAAGGAAAAGGGAAGGGAGAAAUUGCAAUUGAAAUGGCAGCUAACGCCAUCUGUUCUCCUCCACUCACAACUUCACCCUCACCAUCAUCAUCAUCUUCGUCGAAAAACCUCAUCUUUGCAAAAAAGACUGCAUUUUUACCAUCAUCAACAUCAUGUUCUGUAAUGGGAGCUUCGAAAUUUGGCAUCAAGAAAAGAAGCUGCGAGAGGCUGGGAGUGGUGAAAUGCAUGGCAUCUGCUGCGCCGUCUGUUCUUCCAAAAGCCCUCUUGUUCGAUUGUGAUGGUGUCUUGGUUGACACCGAGAAAGAUGGCCAUCGCGUUUCUUUCAACGACACUUUUGCUGAAAAAGAGUUGGGAGUAACAUGGGACGUGGAUCUGUAUGGCGAGUUGCUGAAAAUCGGGGGAGGAAAAGAGAGGAUGACGGCCUACUUCAAUAAGGUCGGGUGGCCAGACAAGGCACCAACGACUGAACAGGACAGGAAGGACUUCAUCGCAUCUCUUCACAAGCGAAAGACUGAGCUGUUUAUGGCACUGAUCGAGAAGAAACUGCUCCCUCUUCGACCUGGUGUUGCCAAGUUAGUAGAACAGGCUCUCGGGAAUGGAGUGAAGGUUGCUGUUUGCAGCACUUCGAAUGAGAAGGCGGUGUCUGCUGUAGUUUCUUUCUUGUUAGGAGCUGAGAGAGCAGAACAGAUUCAGAUAUACGCUGGAGACGUGGUUCCUCGUAAGAAGCCCGAUCCAGCAAUCUAUCUCUUAGCUGCAGAGACAUUAGGUGUCGAACCUUCAAGUUGUGUUGUCAUUGAAGACAGUGGGAUUGGCCUUGCAGCUGCCAAAGCUGCAGGAAUGACGUGUAUCGUGACAAAGAGCGGGUACACGGGUGAUGAGGAUUUUGAGAAGGCAGAUGCCGUUUUCGACUUCAUCGGAGAUCCGCCGGAGGAGCGGUUUGACUUGGCAUUCUGUGGAAGCCUCCUUGAGAAACAAUAUGUUAGUUAAAGAAAACUCAAGUCUUUUUCAUUCAUUGUAUGAGUUUGUGUUUCUUGAUGUUUUUCCCCUCUUCUUUAAAUAAACAUGGCCGAGUUGUAAUAAUUGUUUUGGUAGAAGCAAUGGGGUUUAAUUUAUA
Molecule: messenger RNA, 1155 nt
Organism: Salvia splendens (bonfire salvia)
Lineage: Eukaryota; Viridiplantae; Streptophyta; Magnoliopsida; Lamiales; Lamiaceae
Product: CBBY-like protein
Exons: 8
Coding region: 75-1028 (317 amino acids)
Molecular function (GO): hydrolase activity
Source: RefSeq, a predicted model, not a curated record